AUGACGACAAAAAGAUCAACAACAAUAACAUCAACAACAACAACGAUAGGAGGUUAUCGAACAACAUUUCAUAAUAUAUUUAAAGUACUAUAUCUAAGAAACAAGAUAUUUAAUUGUAUAAGAGAACUAUCAAGAUUAGAUAAUAGUUUGGGAAAAAAGACAAUCAAAGGAAAAGAAUUGAUUCAACAGUCAUCAAGAGUGUGGUUUGAAACCUAUGGAAUGCCAUGGGACUUUAUUAAACAUUAUCUACUAUUCAAUCAUGAGAUUAGUGGCCAUGGUGAAAUAGAGUACAAGUGUAGAUGUGAACUUGUCAAUAUGUAUAUACGUCAUCCCAAUGCAUCAAGUGAUACACUUAAACAUCUCUUGGUGUGGGGUCCAACUCCAUUGCACAAACAAACGUUUGAACGUGUACUCGCCAACGGCAACUAUGACAUGGUCGUCUAUCUCACUAAAAUCUUUCCAAACCAUAACAAGGUCGUGUCAUGUGAAACAGAGUAUUUUGAACACGCAUUUAAAUCGGGUAAUGUUAAACUCGUUCGAUGGCUAUACCAACAAUACCCAAAGGCCGACCAAUACUUUGCACAACCAAGAAACCAACAUUUAACAUCACUCGAUCAAUCAUGCAAAAGAGGUCACUUUGAAAUGAUUGAUUGGUUAUAUGCCAACAAGAAACACGUUACCUUCUCAACAGAUGCUAUGGACUAUGCCGCGGAAAUAGGAAAUCUUCCCAUCCUACGAUUUCUUCUUCGUAAUCGAACUGAAGGAUGUACCAUUAAAGCUUUUAUUCUGGCCGCCAUUAAUGGUCAUAUUCAAGUUUUAAAGUAUCUUUUUGAAAGAUGUCCAAAGACAUUUGUAUCACAAAAAUCAAUGUUUAAUGUAUUUGAUCAAUCAGCUAUAAAUAAUCACUUGGAUGUCGUAAAAUAUUUACAUUUAAAUCAUUAUGGUGGAGAUAAGUGUACAAUAAAGGCUAUGGAUGGAGCUGCAUCGCUAGAGAUGGUACAAUGGUUACAUGGAAAUAGAACUGAAGGAUGUAGUUUUAGGGCAAUUGAUCAAGCUGCCUCGACUGGUAAAUUAGAUAUCAUCAAAUAUUUAAUAGAGAAUAGAAAGGAAAGAUAUACAUUACAAGCAUUACAAAAUGCUGUAGAUAAUGGUCAUUUUCAUGUUUUGUCCUAUCUUUACGAAAUUAAAAGAUCACCAAUUACAAAAUCUUUAGAUAUAACAAAAGCAUUAAAGAAUGGAUUUAUAGAUAUUAUUAAAUUUUUAAAAGAAAAUGGAUUGGCUUCUUUUCCAACUUUGGAUAAUGUACAAAGUUGUUUAGACUCUGCUAAUCUAGAAAUGGUACAAUUAUUUUUUAAUAAUUACAAAGGAUGUCCGAUGACCAAUAUUAUUAGAAAUGCUAUUCAUCAAUCAACAACACUAGAAUUAGAAUGUAAUGAAUCAGUGGUAGAAGCUGCCAUUGUCGCAGGUAGUAUCGAAAUUGUAAAAUAUUUAUUCAAUAAUAAUAAUAGUAGAACAGACAAGGUACAUUGUUCAGAGAGUUCAAUCAAAACUGCAUUUUCUCAUCAUCAUAUCAAUAUUGCUCAAUUCCUUUAUACUAUAAAAAAUCAAAUUAAAAAAUAA
Messenger RNA from Cavenderia fasciculata, 1620 nucleotides. RefSeq lists its product as uncharacterized. NCBI's taxonomy places the organism in Eukaryota, Evosea, Eumycetozoa, Acytosteliales, Cavenderiaceae. Gene Ontology annotation, molecular function: protein binding. The coding region runs from base 1 to 1620 and encodes 539 amino acids. The transcript is spliced from 5 exons. The record is from RefSeq and is a predicted model, not a curated record.